AUGGUCAAAGACAACCCCAAGACGCAGCCAAAGAAGACGACGGCUCCCAAGAAGUCGCGCUCUGCCAUCUCCGACGUCGUCGCCCGCGAAUACACCAUCCACCUUCACAAGCGAGUCCAUGGCGUCAGCUUCAAGAAGCGAGCCCCUCGCGCGAUCAAGGAGAUCCGCAAAUUCGCCACGUUGGCUAUGGGAACCCGCGAUGUCCGUCUCGACCCGCAGUUGAACAAGAAGGUGUGGGAAUCCGGCAUCAAGGGCGUGCCGUUCCGUCUGCGCGUGCGCAUCAGCCGUAAGCGUAACGACGAGGAAGGCGCCACGGAGAAGCUGUACAGCUACGUCCAGGCCGUCAACGUCAAGGAGAAGGAGGCCAAGGGCCUGCAGACCGUCGUUGUUGAGGACUCGUAG
Capronia coronata CBS 617.96 is the source of this 402-nucleotide messenger RNA. RefSeq names its product 50S ribosomal protein L31e. Gene Ontology annotation, cellular component: cytosolic large ribosomal subunit; ribosome. The transcript is spliced from 3 exons. Lineage: Eukaryota; Fungi; Ascomycota; Eurotiomycetes; Chaetothyriales; Herpotrichiellaceae. Gene Ontology annotation, molecular function: structural constituent of ribosome. Gene Ontology annotation, biological process: cytoplasmic translation. Bases 1 to 402 code for a protein of 133 amino acids. The record is from RefSeq and is a predicted model, not a curated record.